AUGAGUUUGUUAGUUGAAAAUAGAAAAUACUCCGACGACCGUGGAUUUCGAAACGUCCAUGUCCAUAAAAUCUCAGACGUCGUUCUCAUCGAAGAGUCGUUAAACCGUCUAAACCUCGACGACGAUUAUACCGAUACGGGCGCAAGCGAUCUGAAGUUCGAAACCGAUAAGGAACAUGCGGAAAACCAGGAGAGGAUCAAUGAUAAUGUUAUAGCAAUUUAUAUUGAGAAACCUGACAUUCAGCAGAGCAACAAAGCUACACAAAAUGUGAAAAGAAAAGCUUCAUGCAGGCGAGAGAGUAGUACCAGGGGUGAGUUUUCUCAAGAAAGUUUCGACGGGUCAGAGGUCAAAGGUGACGAUUUGUUGGCCAGGGGUAAGGAUAAUAAGAAGAGUAAUAAAAAUUCAAACAAGCCAUACGACAAAGUUGAUGAUGGUAAAGUUGAAUUUCAAAAUCAAGAAAUUAGACCGCAACAGCAGCAACAACGUCUGCAACAACUUCAGCAGCGAGAUUACCAACAACAACAGCAGCAGCAGUGGCAGCAGCCAAUGCAUCAGUACGAACAACAACAUCAUCAACAACAAAGCACGCAACAUAAAAACAACAACAACUACUACUACUCUUCGUGCGUAUACCAAACUCCAGUUACCGUAAAUGAUUACAACAAAACGGCAAACAACUUCACAGGAGGUUACGUGAUAAUAAACCCUACGGAUCAGCAGUUGUUGACUGAUUUCUGUCCCGACAACAACAACUACAUUGAUGCUAACAACAAUUACAUCAACGAAAACCUCAACAACAUCAACAGCUUAACCAACAGCAGCAGUAUCAAAAUUGAAAACAUAAAUGGCAGCAACUAUUACCAGCAGCUGAAUGCAGCUUCGAGCUAUGUGCAGCAACUGAUGCAACCGCAACAACGACAGCCACAGCAGCAACAACCACGGCAACAAAAUUAUUGUCAACCGCCACAAAAUUUACAUUGUCAACAGCAACAACAACAACAACAUUACUACCAACAUCAAGAUCAGCAGCCGCAACAACAUGAGAUACAACGCCGUCCAUCUCAGUUCGAUGUUAUGAAUUCAUCUGACCAAGUUUUCUAUUCAAACAGUACCAUUGCACCGUCCAACAACAAUGGAACCUGCAUCAACAACAACAUCAUCAACAACAACAACAGCAGCAACACAUUUCAUCAAAGCAAACACGUAUGCGACAUUUAUGAUCCAAAUACUGCAACAACACACAAGCAUGUAACAGCACACAACAGUAACAUUUACUUCGAUUCACUGGGUGCUAACAUUAAUUGUGACAUCAACAACAACUACAUCAACAGCAACUACAACAUCAACAACAAUAACGGCUACUACAUUAACGACAAUAUUAAAAAUAGUGUUGAUAACAAUAACAAUGGCAGAAACGUUCUUACUCACAACAUCGACCACAGCAAAAACGCUAGCAUCAACAAACCUAACACCACUAACAACAACAACAGCAACAAUAACAACACAUUAACAAAGCUACCACUAAUUUCUCCACCAUCACAAUUUCAGCGCCCAGUCACAGCAGCCGCUAGCAAAACUUCAUGCCAGUCUCUGCCAUUUGAACGUUCACCAUCUUCCGGAUAUGCCGGAAGCUGCAACGAUGCCGAAAGCCAAUCCCCGAAAAGUGAAUUCGAAGAAUUUUUAGUGAAAUCUGAAUUGAUGCAAGAAUUGGAGAAGGCGCUGCAUAAUGAGUGCAGUGAUGACGAGGUACCUAGCGAAGUGUUGACCUGGAGUAAUGAAAAGGAUGACAAUGACAUCAACAACAUCAACGUCAGCAACAAUAUGGCCGCCAACGAUGACGUAAUAGAUUUAAUUUGCAAUGGAGUCGAUGUUGAUGGAGUUGUUGCUGAUGUUGUUGGUACGGAAUUUGAGAACUUUCCAUACUUUCCAGUCCUUACUCACGAGGAUACGACAAAGUUUUUCGAUGAUUUGGAAAAAAAAGAUAAUGCCCAACACGUGAGGUAUCUCGCCUACCUGAAGAACGACUGCAAGUACCUCAGCCCUAUACCUGCCGAAGAAAAUUUAAUAUGGCAUAGAAAACUGGCAUCAAUGACACUGAACGACAUCAUGAGAUGUGAUGGAGAUGGAGACACAACACUCAUGCAGGCAGCUCUUAAAUGUGAGUACGAAUUCGUGAAACCGCUCAUUGAUAGGUACCUGAGAGAGGGCAAGCUCUCUGACCUCAUCAACCGCAAGAACGUCUAUGAUAAGAGUGCCUUAUUUUAUGCCGUAGUCUCAAAAAAACCGGCUGUUACAAGCUUACUAAUAAGCGUAGGGGCAGAUACGAACAUCACAGUGAAACUUUCCUCUUCCAACGUGUCCGGGUUCAAAUACACGUCUCUCCUUGGAUUUUGCAUUGGAAUGAUUAACAAGGACGGGCUUGGUAUUGGGACGUUGAUUGAACUGUUGAGGGCACCUGACCUAAAUGUUAAUGUUUCUGAUUCGGAUGGCUGCACGCCGCUGCAUAUCGCCAUCAACAAAUUUGUCGAGAAGCCCGCCACAUUCGCCGCAAUAAUUGAGCACCUCAUCAUGAGAGGCGCCGAUAUCAGCGCCCAGAACACGAAAGACGAGAGGACGCCUCUCCACUAUGCCCUCCUGACGGGGCACUACCACCUCCUCCUACAUUUUCUCGCCUCCGUCAAAAAGUGCUACCGGCACGAAUCUAAAUCUAAAAUAAGGAACAUGCUGAACCCGUGCUACGGUUUCAACGCCUUGAAGACCGUCUACGAGUUGAAUUUUUUAGAUGUGGAGAGUAAGAAUAUGAUGAUAAAGUUAUUGCUACUACACGGGUGCGAGUUGAACCAGAGAAGUCCUAAUGUUGCCUUAAGAAAGGAGUUGAUGAAUAACCCCGAGAUCGCCGAGAUCAUCAAAAAAAUGACUGCGAAGAAAAAAUCAUCCAACAACAACAACAUCAUCAACAACAACAUCAGCAGCAGCAACAUCAACAACAACAACAACAGUUAA
This is a messenger RNA of Helobdella robusta, 3003 nucleotides long. RefSeq lists its product as hypothetical. The transcript is spliced from 9 exons. NCBI's taxonomy places the organism in Eukaryota, Metazoa, Annelida, Clitellata, Rhynchobdellida, Glossiphoniidae. Gene Ontology annotation, biological process: regulation of transcription by RNA polymerase II. The record is from RefSeq and is a predicted model, not a curated record. Gene Ontology annotation, cellular component: nucleus. Bases 1 to 3003 code for a protein of 1000 amino acids. Gene Ontology annotation, molecular function: RNA polymerase II-specific DNA-binding transcription factor binding.